CAAAGCGUAAGAUACAACCACAUACGCAAAAAGCACAAAACAGCCAUGAAUGGGUCAACACACCAACAUCUACAGCUAGCUCAUCAAUCAUCCACUACUACUAAUAAACUUUAAUUUCAAUUCCCAAUCCAUCACUCCUCAAAACCCUAGCUCUUUAAUGUAUAUAUUAUAAUUCAAUUUGUUGAUUCGAUCCAGUUGUGAUAGAUAUGGCGAUUCUGUAUGUACUGGUGGCGAGAGGAUCGGUGGUUCUGGCGGAGUUUAGCGGCACGACGACCAAUGCAAGCGCGAUUGCGCGACAAAUACUCGAAAAAGCUCCCGGGAAUGAUGAUAUGAAUGUGUCGUAUUCACAAGAUCGCUACGUGUUUCAUGUUAAGAGGACGGAUGGACUCACUGUGCUUUGUAUGGCUGAUGAGAACGCUGGAAGACGAAUUCCUUUUGCUUUUAUGGAAGACAUUCACCAAAGAUUUGUUAGGACUUAUGGUCGAGCAGUUCUCUCAGCCCAAGCUUAUGCUAUGAAUGAUGAAUUUUCAAGGGUGAUGAGCCAACAAAUGGAAUAUUACUCAAGUGAUCCCAAUGCCGACAGGAUAAACCGACUUAAAGGAGAAAUGAGCCAGGUAAGGAAUGUCAUGAUUGAGAAUAUUGAUAAAGUCUUAGAGAGAGGUGAUCGCUUGGAGUUGCUAGUUGAUAAAACAGAAAAUUUGCAAGGAAAUACUUUUCGCUUCAGAAAGCAGACACGUCGUUUCAGAAGUACUGUGUGGUGGAAAAACGUCAAGCUCACAGUUAUGCUGAUAGUUCUGCUGCUGGUGAUUGUUUAUAUUGUGAUGGCAUUUGUUUGUCAUGGGCUUUUGCUUCCUUCUUGUUUUUAAUAAAGAUUGAUCAAAGGUUGGCGCCACUGUUCCCGACCAUUUUCUGGAGUCAUAAAACUCAGAUAACAAUCAUAGUUCUUAUCUUGAACAGAUUUCCAUUGGUUAAGAGUAGAGGUUGCCGAGUUCACUAGUUCUGAAGGGCUGGUACUUCACUGCUUCCAUAUGACUUCAUUCCGAUUUUUCCACAGUAGCCAACAUAAAAUAACAUGAAUAUGAAUCUCCUUUUCCUGCCGCUGUUCAAAUUUCAAACAGAUGUUGUAGCCAUUCUGCAAAAGUAUUAAAAUGACCUUGAAUCAUAGAUGUCGUGAGGAGCUGGUGACAGUUGUUUGCAAAAGAGCAAGAAAGAAGAGCAUGCUAUCCUAACGGCUCAUUCUUAACUGCUAAGCUUGGAGCUAAUCAAUUUUUACUUUUCUUUUUAUCUAAAUGAUGGAUAUUUAUUGGCUCUAAUUCUCUUAAUAAUGAUGAUCUCUACAUACACAGAAUAUUUCGUCAAUCAAAAUUUUUGAGCUAAAUAAACAAGAAGUGGUUAUUAAUGUCUAUCAAUGAAUACACACUAAAAAUUAUCCUAUCAAUAAAUAUAAAGGUGUUGAUGGGAUAUAAUUCAACCUAGCUAUAGCUUCAUGGUGCCAAGAUCAAAUACAGUCCUGGUUCAGGGAACCAAGUCCCACUAGGAAGCAUGAUCCUAGGAGUGGGCUUGAGAAUAGUUUAAUUUUUUCAAGACGCAUGAUCCUAGAAAGGGGACCAAUCUGGUUUGGGAUGCCUCAGUCCCGCUAAGAAACAUGGUCCUAUAAAUAAGUUUAGUCCAGGAACAAUCAACUCGGUCCAACGGCCCAAUAUCAAUAUAAACCCAAAAAUCGAUACUUGCUAUCUAAGAAAUAAAUCAAAACCUCAAAGUGCCAAAGACACUUUGUAACGGUCAAUUAUUGGGAUAAUAAAAGCAUAUUCCAGAAUGUUCCAAACAUCGUCCGAUCACUGUCACCAAGACACGUGUAAAUAAUCAAGUCCUACGGGUGUAUGGUUGGAAUUCAAGGUACCCAUUCAUAAACCCUAAUCCUUGGGCUAUUAAUAGUCAAGGAAGGGUUUAAGAGUUACUCUCUAUAUUCUCUUAUUAUUACACAGAUAUAUACAGUAGCCAUAUAUAUACACUUAUGAAGAUGUCUUUUAUCUAUUAUCAUAUCCUUUCAAAUUCUCCACUUAUUCUCACCGGCUGCUAUGUACCACGAAGGAUUGACUCACUGUGGAGGAAGGAUCAGAACUGAGAUGGGAGUUCCCCAGUAUUAUACACAACUUAGCUAAACUUUGAAUUAAGAUUUUCUUAUAAUCUUGAUGUUGUUUAAAUUGCAUUUAUUAUCAUUUCUUUUCAACUGCAAAUUUUUCAUAUUUAUCUAAAUAUAAAAUUUUAUUAAA
Daucus carota subsp. sativus is the source of this 2273-nucleotide messenger RNA. Its product is annotated as vesicle-associated membrane protein 711. The record is from RefSeq and is a predicted model, not a curated record. Gene Ontology annotation, biological process: vesicle-mediated transport. Lineage: Eukaryota; Viridiplantae; Streptophyta; Magnoliopsida; Apiales; Apiaceae. Gene Ontology annotation, cellular component: membrane. The transcript is spliced from 5 exons. Bases 207 to 866 code for a protein of 219 amino acids.